This is a messenger RNA of Phasianus colchicus (ring-necked pheasant), 3844 nucleotides long. It is a transcript of the gene OSBPL9, whose product is annotated as oxysterol binding protein like 9. The record is from RefSeq and is a predicted model, not a curated record. NCBI's taxonomy places the organism in Eukaryota, Metazoa, Chordata, Aves, Galliformes, Phasianidae. Gene Ontology annotation, molecular function: sterol binding. Gene Ontology annotation, cellular component: cytosol; membrane; Golgi apparatus.
AUCCUAUUUGAAAGAACUGGUUGAAAUUAGGCUGGAAUUACUUCUUGGCAUGGACAAGUUUUGAAUAGAAAUACAUGAGUGGUGUGCACAACUUCUGAAGGACAGGGGAACAACGUAUCAAAUUCUUUAGUGCUAGCAGUGUUGUAAGGAAAAUGAGGUUUAUGCUAUGUAUAUUUUAAUUGUUUUAUAUUUUGCUCUUGCCCUCAGAUUUAUCCCCUCCAAAGAGGAUGGAUACCUUUGAAAGGACUGCAUUCUGCAGGACUCCUAGCAUGGGAUUUCCUUACUCAAUCUCAGUUUGGUGUGCAGACUCUUUCCUAGGAUGGCUGUCCUGUCUGCUCACCCCUUUCUGGGCAUCUUGCAGCUCACAUCUGAGAGCCCCCCUUGGCAGGGUCAGCGUUGCUGAACUGCCACAGAUGUGAGCAUUGGCACAUGCCCUGUACAGCCUAGUCUUUAAAGUUUUGGUAUGUCCAGAAGAGGAAAUCUCAGAAAAUGGAGAAGAGAUGGGAAAAUAAGAAAAAAUGCUAUUUUAUUUUUUUUCUAAAACCUGUUUAUUAAAUGUGGGAUUUCCUGUGGGAGGAGUGAAAUACCAAAUGUAUUGUUAUGGGAGGUGGCAGGCAGGCAGACUAGAAGUUUUAUUAACUACUCGCUUCUGCAGCCAUUUGAUCUGGUAACAUAACUGUCAGAGUAGCCUUUAUUUGAGGGAAAUGAAGUAUACUUAUGGCUAACUCUAGUUAUUCAGUGGAAAUAAAAGCCUUUGGAUCGGUCCUGAUAUUAGGAAUCUAUAUUUUUGAAGAGCUGAACAGCCUGAGUUCCUAUUCUUCUCUGUGAUUUGAAGAUACUUAUAGCAUAACUUCAGUUGGAAGAGAGCCUGGUCCAAGCCCCUUCUCCUGCAGGACCAGCUCCUAGGCUAGAUAAACUUGGCCAGAGUCAAACCUGGAGUUCUGAACUCUGCCCUCAAGAGGGCGGGGGUUCUGCUGUCUCUGCAAGCAGCUCUUUUGUCAGUUUAUGAGUAGGUGAGCACUAUAUAAUACAAGUUUCUCAUAAAAAAAAAAAAAAAAAAGUGAUUGCUACUUCAGAUAUGCAGUUUCCCAAUUUAAUGAGCAGUUAAAUGCCAUUCAGGUGAGUGUGCUCACCCAUUUCUUUUGAAGCCUGAUUUCCUACAUGGCAGGGGAAGGAAAAGAGGGGAGGUGGGGUGACCACGUAGCAAAGAAAUAAGGAUGUCAUUUAUGCCUGCUCUUUGUAUGCCUGCUAUCUCCAAAUCACUGGGUGUGGAUUCAGGGUUUGUUCCCAGUGUUCAUGAUUUUGAUAAGAAACUUACUGAGGCUGAUGCUUACUUACAGAUCUUGAUAGACCAACUGAAGCUCUUUGAUGAAAAACUCCAGAACUGCAAAGAUGAUGAACAGAGAAAAAAAAUUGAAAGUCUGAAAGAAACCACCAGUAGCAUGGUAGAAUCAAUAAAACACUGCAUUGUCUUGCUACAGAUUGCUAAAGACCAAAAUAAUGAGGAGAAGCACGCAGAUGGACUUAUAAGUACUAUAAACCCUGUCGAUGCAGUGUAUCAGCCCAGUCCUUUGGAACAGCCAGUGAUCAGUGCAAUGCCUUCCCACACUGUUAUACCUCCAGAACCUCAGCUGUGCAAGUCAGAGCAGCGACCCUCAUCUUUACCAGUGGGACCCGUAGUAGCGGCUCUUGGAAAUCAGACUCCAACACCAAAUAGUACAGGAAGCGGGCAGUCAGCACCCAGCAGCAGCCUCACUUCUCCAAGCCAUGUCAAUCUGUCUCCAAACACAGUGCCAGAUUUUUCUUACUCAAGCAGUGAGGAUGAAUUCUAUGAUGCUGAUGAAUUCUAUCAAAGCAGUUCUUCCCCAAAGCGAUGUAUGGAUUCUUCAGGGUCUGCUGCAGUCCUGACUCGCAGCAGCACAGGGAGUAGUUUGAAACGUCCAGAUACCACAGAGUCACUCAAUUCUUCCAUGUCCAAUGGGACAAACGAUGCUGAUCUCUUCGAUCCUCCUGAUGAUAGAGAUGAUGAUGCAGAAGGAGAAUCAGUGGAAGAACAUAAGAGUGUUAUCAUGCAUCUCUUGUCACAAGUCAGAUUAGGAAUGGAUCUAACAAAGGUGGUUCUUCCAACAUUCAUCCUGGAAAGAAGAUCACUGUUGGAAAUGUAUGCUGAUUUCUUCGCGCAUCCGGACUUGUUUGUCAGCAUUAGUGACCAGAAGGAUCCAAAAGAAAGAAUGGUUCAAGUGGUUAAAUGGUACCUCUCAGCUUUUCAUGCGGGAAGAAAAGGGUCAGUUGCAAAAAAGCCUUACAAUCCCAUUCUGGGUGAGAUCUUCCGAUGCCACUGGGUACUACCAGGCACUGAAGGUGAAGAUGAUACGGAGCCAGUUUCAGAAGGACCAGUUCCAUGGGUCAGCAAAAGCAACGUAACAUUUGUGGCGGAGCAGGUCUCUCACCAUCCUCCAAUUUCAGCAUUUUAUGCAGAGUGUUUUAACAAGAGGAUACAGUUCAAUGCUCACAUAUGGACCAAGUCAAAAUUCUUAGGAAUGUCAAUUGGAGUUCAUAACAUAGGGCAAGGGUGUGUCACAUGCCUGGAUUAUGAUGAACACUAUAUUUUGACCUUUCCUAAUGGUUAUGGAAGGUCUAUUCUCACUGUGCCAUGGAUAGAGCUUGGUGGAGAAUGCAGUAUUAGCUGCUCAAAGACAGGCUAUAAUGCUUCCAUUGUCUUCCACACAAAACCAUUUUAUGGAGGAAAGAAGCACAGAAUUACAGCUGAAAUCUUUUCUCCUAAUGACAAGAAACCCUUCUGCUCAGUUGAAGGAGAAUGGAAUGGUGUCAUGUAUGCAAAAUACUCAACUGGGGAGAAUACUGUCUUUAUAGAUACCAAGAAAAUGCCUAUAAUUAAGAAGAAGGUAAGGAAAUUGGAGGACCAAGAGGACUUUGAGUCUCGCUGCUUAUGGAAAGAUGUGACCUACAACUUAAAAAUAAGAGACAUUGAUGCAGCUACAGCUGCAAAGCACGCACUUGAAGAAAGACAAAGAGCUGAAGCCAGAGCAAGAAAGGAGAAUGAGACUCCAUGGGAAACAAGGUUAUUCCAUGAAGAUGGAGAAUGCUGGGUUUACGAUGAGCCACUACUGAAACGACUCGCUGCCAGUAAACACUGAGUGGGUUAGAAAAACAGAAAAUGUUCAGGCCUUGACUUAGCAGAGUUCACAUCUGAUACCAAGAUAGUCAUCUGUUGUCACGUACGUAACGUUUGGAGCACCUGUCCCCUCCAGUUACAGAGGUUCCUAUCUCAGGGAUACCGGAGUUGGUGAUGCAGAUAAGCAACUAAACAAAACAGGAAAUGUCUCGGCUGCACGGUGACUUCUGUUGAACUCUGCUAGACUGGUAGUGCAUGCAGGCUGCAGUGGCAGGCUGCUGGAGCCCUUCCACUGAUGCUUCUGAAGCAUUUGGGCUGACAUACACCUUGUAUAACCACUGUGAAGGCCUUGACAUUUUGCUCUAUCAGUUACAUUAUAUUCCUGUUUCUCCCACCCACUGUAAUUCCUACUGCAACAUUUUUUCUUGGAGGAGAUGUAACUGCUAUUAAACAACUGCUACAGCACUGCAGGAAUGAUGCACAGGACAGCUGGAACAGAACAGCAGCCCCUGCCCUCCCACAGCUGGCGAGGGGAAAGCUCUUUUCUCUCCCACUGGAGGAUGGGGCUGUGUUGGGUUGUGCCUGUGCUGAUGAGAGGGGUGUGGGGGGAGUGGUGGAAAACCACGUGAAGGAAACUUCCUUGCCACAGCUAAUAUUACAGCCCUGUUUUAAUAAAAAUAAAUAGGUUCGUAGUAUUGGUUGCAGAAA